AUGCCGGACCCUGCCGUCCCACGGGUGAUGGUGAUGCCAGACCCUGCCGUCCCACGGGUGACAGCGAUGCCAGACACUGCCACCCCACGGUGCUCAAUUUUGCUCUCCACCACCCCCCCAGAGCUGCAGGAGAAGACGCUGGUGCUGGUGAAGCCGGACGCGGUGCAGCGGCGGCUGGUGGGGAACGUCAUCCAGCGCUUCGAGCGGCGCGGCUUCAAGCUGGUGGCCAUGAAGCUGCUCCAGGCGGACCAGGGUCUCCUGGACAAGCACUACCAGCAGCUGCGGCAGAAGCCCUUCUACCCUGCGCUCCUCGCCUACAUGACCUCAGGGCCGCUGGUGGCCAUGGUGUGGGAGGGCUACAACGUGGUCAGGUCCACGCGGGCCAUGGUGGGGGACACCGACUCGGGGGAGAUGGGCUUCUGGUUCCAGCGGGAUGAGCUGGUGGCCUGGGAAAGUGGAGACCGGGACUAUACCUAUGGGCCCUAG
This is a messenger RNA of Aptenodytes forsteri (emperor penguin), 486 nucleotides long. Its product is annotated as nucleoside diphosphate kinase, mitochondrial-like. The transcript has 5 exons. The coding region runs from base 1 to 486 and encodes 161 amino acids. Lineage: Eukaryota; Metazoa; Chordata; Aves; Sphenisciformes; Spheniscidae. Gene Ontology annotation, molecular function: nucleoside diphosphate kinase activity. The record is from RefSeq and is a predicted model, not a curated record. Gene Ontology annotation, biological process: UTP biosynthetic process; GTP biosynthetic process; CTP biosynthetic process.